AUGGACUUUGAAACAACAUACAAGAUGAAUUUUAACCGUUACAAUGUAAAGCCUGUGCCAUUAAUGCGUCCAGUGGAAAGGCAACAGGAUGUUGGAAAGUUUUGUGGAACUCCUACAUAUAAAAGUAAAUAUAAUUAUCUUUAAAUGGACACUCUUGGCUGUAGUUGAUUAACAUUUUCUUAAUGCAUUACAGUGAUAAUGAAAUAAGUAAAAGCAAAAAUGUAAUUCAACAUCCUAAAAAUAAAAAUUAAGAAAAUUCUCAUUUUGAUUUUAAUGUUCCGGCAUUUGUUCACAUUAAGCGUCGUUCAUAAAAAACAACAAUCAAACUAUUUCUCAAGGACCUAGGAGCAAAUAAAUCAGUUUUUGUACUUUACGAAUGAAAAUAGACGUAAAAUAGUUAUGUCUGACACAGGCUGUACCGUUUUCCACUAAAAGCUGUGUAGCAUGUGGCAGACUGAGCCGCAAGUAGCUUCAUUAAUGAAAAGUAACAAUUCAUUCAUUUUUGCAAGGUAAUAUAAGAUGCACUACUUAUUUUCCCAUUUUAUUUCCAGAUGUAUCUUACAAAACAAGUUAUCAAAGUGGUUUUUAUUAAAUUAUUUAUGUUAUCUUUGUGUUGCAGAUAUUGUAAGUCUAUGCACUGUAUUAAUUUUCAGUAUAAUGUAAAGAGAAUCUCUGAGCACAACAAAAACUCUACUGGAAUGAAGUAUGGUAUGGUGCUUAGAGGACCCAGGUGCCAGCUUACCUUUAGGGGUUAAACCAGGCUUCCCCAAACUCCGUCCCUCCAGAUGUUGCUGAACUACAACUCCCAUGAUUCUAUGAAUGAAAUAGAUGGGCUGAGAAUCAUGGGAGUUAUAGUUCAGCAACAUCUGGAGGAUCGGAAUUUGGGGAAGCCUGGUUUAAACAGUUAAUGAAUGGUAUAGCCCCAUUCUGCUGCUCUCAGAUUCCUCAAACUGGAAGCCUUGGAUUGCAGCAGACAGGGGUGCCACUGAUUGGCUUAAAGAGCCAACUGAUGGUCCCAGUCAAUCAGUAGCUCCCCAUUCACAAAUCAGCUUACAGCUUAAUACACAUACGUGUUUCCUUCAAAUUCACAACAAAACGUAAUAUAAAAAUUCAUAGAUGAUCAGAAUUUCUGCUUAUUAGAAAUAUAUUAUGAUAGGAGGUGACAAGCCAUGAUGUACCUCUAUUGAUUAUAGAUUUAUGUUUUUGUUUGUUGGUUUUAGGCGAUUUCAAACAAUGGGAUAUCCAAAAAAGAGAACUUAUUAAACAACCCAAUAUUUACCAGCCCCCGGUCCUGAAGUUUAGUCAUUCAACUACUUCCCAGAAUGAUUAUUAUCUUAAGAAGCUUACGUUGAAUAAUAGCUUCAAGCCUGAAGACAAAACAAAACGUUCCAGCCUCCCUUUCGAUCAUACCACCAGCUAUAGCAUUUCCUAUGUACCUCACAAAUUAGUGCCUAAGUUUGAAACACAAAUAGAGGAGUAUAAGCCUAGUGGCCAACGCUUUGAGCAUCAGACGACACAUCGUCUCACUUACAAGGGUGCACUGGGUGAGAAAGCAAAAAUCUUUAAACCAGAGCAAACGACAGUUACCAACAAUGACAAAUUUGAGGGUACCUCUGAGACCAAAGACAGCUUUCUGCCACAGUUGCUGCCAUCUGGUCAUGAUGUUAAGACUGAGGAGGAUAAGCCAACUACCUCUAUACACAAAGACAACUUUCUGCCAAAGUUGCUUCCAUUUUGUCAUCUUGUUAAGACUGAGGAGGAUAAGCCAACUAAUGCUCCAACGGAAUUAGAGAGUACAGUGCCCUCAGAUUAUGUUCCAAGCCAGCUAAAUUUUGUGAAACCAGAGUCUCCUGCAAAAGGAAGCAAAGCAUCCAUCAAAGGAAAUUGCAACACGAAAGAUCUUAAAUCCGGAAAAGGCCAAGAACGCAAGAAGAGCAUUCAUCUUCCAAAGAUAAGUACAACAUUUAAUGGAUUAACAACAUCCCAAACAUACUUUAAACUUCAACAACAAGAUAAAUAA
Pelobates cultripes (western spadefoot toad) is the source of this 2020-nucleotide messenger RNA. Lineage: Eukaryota; Metazoa; Chordata; Amphibia; Anura; Pelobatidae. The record is from the annotation of a GenBank genome assembly.